CGGACAUCUCUUGCCCGGAAACAUACAUAUACGAGGUUAUAGCUCAACUUUAUUGGUGAACAAUGGCUCCAAAUUUGCCGGGUCUUCGAGCAUCAUGCGAGGCUUGCCGAGUAAAGAAGAUCAAAUGCACAGGAGAACGUCCGAUCUGCUCCAAAUGCAGGAUCUCCGACCGGGAAUGCUAUUACUCUCCCCACAAGCCCAUGGGUAGGCCGACAUCACGUCGCGUCCGUCCUCAAUCGUCCCAACCAAUCCGUCGGGAACGGAUACUGCCUCGGCGGAAUGCUUCGACCAGAUUGCUCUCUCCCGUUCAUACAGAUGCUGCAUCGGACUCUGGGAGCAGCAAUACACGAGAAAUCGAUGCUCUUCUCGGGUCAACGAGCCCGCGAAUUAGCUCCCCUCUCAAUGCGGAGACUUUUGCGAUCCACCCAGAACUCAUUGACUUGGAAGAUAAUCAAGGGCCCAGUCAAGAUCUUGUAUCUGAAGGUCUUGCAGCUUUCCCUCCCCUUGCCUCAGACAAUCAGCAAACGACGGAUAAUUGCGCCUGUCUUUCAGUACUGUACCUUUUGCUCGAGCACCUUCGGGUGAAAGAACAUCUUGUAGCACCGGAUGACUUCGCGCUACUCCGAAAUACCUUCGAGCCGGCUUUACAGGUUCUGAACUGCCAAAGAUGCCCGCGCCGGUACUUCUCAAUCAUACAGAACGCUGCUCUGCUUGGUGUUCUCUGUCUUUGUCUUACAGAGUCGUAUAAGAGAAUGCUUACAUCAAUCUCAAAAGAAGAGACUAGAGCGACAGAAGCCGGCGAGAAGAAGCGUCUUGGAAUCCAUGGCGCAUUACCGGGUUCAUCGGCCUAUGGAGAACCGUCGUCCACAAGCGCCCCAAGCCUGUUCUCUGUAGAGGUAUCACCAUUAGAAUGGGGUAAACUAAUGCGAAACAUCGUGAGAUCGGAAGUCCUUGGAGCCGAGGGUCAAAAGGAUAACAAAUGA
Messenger RNA from Colletotrichum scovillei, 983 nucleotides. RefSeq lists its product as uncharacterized. Gene Ontology annotation, biological process: regulation of DNA-templated transcription. The transcript is spliced from 4 exons. Bases 63 to 983 code for a protein of 306 amino acids. Gene Ontology annotation, molecular function: DNA-binding transcription factor activity, RNA polymerase II-specific; zinc ion binding. The record is from RefSeq and is a predicted model, not a curated record. NCBI's taxonomy places the organism in Eukaryota, Fungi, Ascomycota, Sordariomycetes, Glomerellales, Glomerellaceae.